This is a messenger RNA of Columba livia (rock pigeon), 3438 nucleotides long. It is a transcript of the gene DHRS11, whose product is annotated as dehydrogenase/reductase 11. Lineage: Eukaryota; Metazoa; Chordata; Aves; Columbiformes; Columbidae. The transcript has 7 exons. The record is from RefSeq and is a predicted model, not a curated record. The coding region runs from base 62 to 829 and encodes 255 amino acids. Gene Ontology annotation, molecular function: oxidoreductase activity.
CGGCGGCAGCGGGCGGGCGGCGCAUUGUGCGCGGCGGCGGCGGCGGGGCCGGGCCGGGGCCAUGGAGCGCUGGACCGGGCGCGUCGCGCUGGUCACCGGCGCCUCCGUGGGCAUCGGCGCGGCCGUGGCGCGGGCGCUGGUGCAGCACGGCAUGAAGGUGGUGGGCUGCGCCCGCAGCGUCGACAAGAUCGAGAAACUGGCGGCUGAAUGCCAGAGUGCCGGCUAUCCAGGGACCCUCAUCCCGUACAAGUGCGACCUCUCCAACGAAGAGGAGAUCCUGUCCAUGUUCUCCGCCAUCAAGACCCUUCACCAAGGCGUUGAUGUCUGCAUCAACAACGCGGGGCUGGCUCGCCCGGAGCCCCUGCUCUCGGGGAGGACGGAGGGCUGGCGGACGAUGAUAGACGUCAACGUGAUGGCUGUAAGCAUCUGCACCCGGGAGGCCUACCAGUCCAUGAAAGAGAGAAACAUCGACGAUGGGCAUAUUAUUAACAUUAACAGCAUGAACGGCCACAGUGUUGUGCCGCAGUCCGUGGUGCAUUUCUACAGUGCCACCAAGUACGCGGUGACAGCCCUCACGGAGGGGCUGAGGCAAGAGCUCCGAGAAGCCAAGACUCAUAUACGAGCUACAUGUAUAUCUCCAGGACUGGUGGAAACGGGCUUUGCUUUUAAACUUCAUGAUAAUGACCCCGAGAGAGCUGCCGCAACCUAUGAGAGCAUUCGGUGUCUCAAAGCUGAAGAUAUGGCUAACGCUGUCAUCUACGUCCUCAGUGCCCCCCCCCAUGUACAGAUUGCAGAUAUACAGAUGAGGCCCACGGAGCAGAUAUCGUAGCGAAUGAAGAGGACCGUGAGCAGCACCGUGUCUCCACUCCACUUCGAACCCUCUGGCAAUUCAGGGUUUCGUCGGCUGGCUGGCAACCUUUUAAUCAAGUACCAAGGAUCAUGUUGAAGAACUGUUUUUCUCUCCCUCUCUCUGAGCUGGUGCUGGUGCUGAGCCAGUUUAAGAAAAAGUCGUAGUGGGUCUCGUUUCUCCCCCACUCCUUUCUGAAACUGCUUAAGAGUAAAAAGCAUCUGAAAAUAAUGCAGGGAAGUGGUUUGUGGAAGAUUGUUGUCUCCAGGCUGGUUUAUUCUUCCUUUUGCUUUCUUUUCAAGGUUUGUUUGAUCUGAUUUGCUGAUGCUGUGUCUGGACACAGGUGAAGCGGCACGAGGUGUUUGCCGGCUUCAGCGUGUGUAGGGUUUGAGAUUUUCAAUGGAUGUCGUACAUGAAUCCAUCUAAUUUUGGGGCUUAUUUUCAUCAGGUUGAUUACUGAUGGUAAUGACGCAUGUGAUAUUUUCUACGCCUUUCAUACUCCACUGCCCUAAGCCCAGUGUACAAUCUCACCUCCCCAAACCCUCCUUUCCCAUUCAUAUGAAUCAUGCCUGCCAGGUUUGAGGAGUAUAAGUGUGUGUGCUUGCUAUUUCUUUCUUUCUAGGUAGGUAGGUAGAUAGUUGGAGGAAAAGUACCUGUACUUUUGCAGGUUAGAACGAUCAUCUAAGUGGCAUAGUUACAGUAAGAGCGAGUUGUUUGGUAUUUUUAAUAAAAACUAAAUGUGUGCUGUCUUGUGAUCACCUCUAUCCUUGGUAUCAUCUCCCAGCACUCUCGAUGUUUUUGUACGUGAUAUUUGCAUGCAUUGACACUUUUCUGGAAAUAUUGAUCAGUCUUAGAAAGAUGUAUGGUGCUGUUUAAAUGCUGGUGCUGAUGAGCUGGAAAUGUUGAAAGUUUGUUUAUAUGCAGAGGUACAAAUUCAGAGAGAGAGAGAGUGAAAUGAAGCAUGCUGAAGCUGUCCAAAGCGAGAAGAUAUUAGUGGGGCGCUUGCCUACAAAGCAGCAGGUGAGAGGUCUGGUUGAGAUCUCGUCCUAGUUCUGUGCUGGUGUAGCCCCGUUGUUUAGCUCUGGGUUUAUUGUAACCGGAGGGAGAAGCAGAUCGGCCUCGAAGCUGGGACACACAGAGCUGGGCACCGCUGGGGUGUCUCCAGCCCCUUGUGGCACAGCAGGAACAUGUUCCCUGUGCCGUGUGGCUCACCACAGGGCUGCGUGGCUGCUCACGAACGCAUUGCCUUGACAUUGCGGACCCGCUCCUGCUGCGCGCUGGACUUCCUGUGGUGUUUUGAAGGUGGAAUAGUUGGUUUUGGUGGAGUGGGUACGGUUGGUUGAUCGGAGUGGAGGAUUAGGAGCCGGAGAAGCUUGGGUUGGAUGGUUUUGCUUGCACCAGUACAGCUCUGUGGGAGUUCACCUGUGUUACACCACCAUAAGGGAGACCAGAAUUGGGCCACUAUGUUAUGAGUUUCAACUCCCUGUAUAGCCUUGGGCAAGUCACUUUACCUCUCUGCCUCAGUUUCCCCAUCUGUAAAAUGGGGAUAAUAAUACUUACCUACCUCACAGGGGUGUUGUGAGGACUCACAAACGUUUUGUAAAGCACUUUGAAUAUGAGAAGCGCUAUGUAAGUGCUGGGUGUUGAUAUGAAGUAUUAUUAUGAAUUGAAUCUCGUGGUACGUAGAAUUCCUUGUGCCAAAGGUGAGUAACUGUAGAAGGAUACAAGGAGACAACUGGUGAAACAUUCCUUUGUAAUGACAAAACAAAGCAAUUUGCCCCUUUUUUUCUUCUUCAUGAAUAGAUGCUCAUGACGUGUUCUAUCCGUUUCUCAUCUGCCACCGGUUUUUACUGGCAAGUACCCAUGGUCUUGUCCCUGGAUUUGGCCUUUUAACUGACUGAGAGAGAAAUUCGUAGGGUUGCUUUUGCAGGAGAUUGUUGAAGUUCAGCAGAUGCGCUGUGCAGUGUUUGCCGUUUUAGGAGAAGGUGGUUGAACUGGGAAGCCAAGAAAGAGAAAAGUUGAGAAAUUAGGAACUUCUGAGCAGCAAACGAAUGAGGCAUUUGGGUAGCACUGGUGAAACACCUGAACUGGUGUCUGCAACUGUGUUGGAUGUUAAGCCGAUGUUGAAAUGCUUGGCCGAGGAGGGACCUGGCUUAUCUUUCUGCUCUGUGGAAGGAGGAUUCAGAGGGAAUUGCUCAAGAUGUAGGGCCUUGAAAAAGAGUAUUUGCUCCCUGCAGAUACAACCCGGCUGACCUGCAGCCCUGGAAGUUGGGUUUAUUUUCCUCCCCAAGAACAUUUGUAACAUUUGCUAGUCUAUAAACUAACUUUGAAAUGAUAUCCGGUAUAUUUUUCCAUUUCAAAUGUGUGUUUUUAGGGGAUAGUUCCUGCUGCCCGUUGCCUUCCCGCAUGAAGCGCGGCCUCCGGAGGGGUUUGUUGGGGUAGUGUGGUCGCUCUGCCCCUCGAGCCAUCGUCCCGGGAUGAGAUGGGAUUGGCAGCACAACUCUGAGGCGUUUUAAAACUCUGUAAUUUAUCAGUAGGAUCCUAAUUGUGAACUGUAAAAUAAAGAAUAAAAAGAGAGGCACACUGUGGUU